AUGGAUAGCCAAAAGGUCAUCGGAGGUGAGGAAGUCAAGAAUAAGACUGUUUCCAGUGGCUGUUUUACGGCAUACAUGAGCGUGAAGGAGUUGAAGGACGCCCUGCAGCUCAACGGUACUCACUUCCUCAAUGUCUACUUUGCCAGCUCAGUGCGGGAAGACCUUGCAGGUGCUGCCACCUGGCCUUGGGACAAGGAAGCCAUCAGUCACCUGGGUGGUGUUGUCCUCAACCCAGCCUACUAUGGCAUGCCUGGCCACACCAACAUCAUGAUUCACGAAGUGGGGCAUGUCCUGGGACUCUACCACGUCUUCAAAGGUGUCAGUGAAAGAGAAUCCUGUGAUGACCCCUGCAGGGAGACGGUGCCGUCCAUGGAAACAGGAGACCUCUGUGCCGACACUGCCCCCACUCCCAAGAGUAAGCUGUGCCAGGACCCAGAGCCUACCAAUGACACCUGUGGCUUCACCUCCUUCGCUGGGGCUCCAUUCAACAACUACAUGAGCUACACAGACGAUGACUGCACUGACAGCUUCAGCCCUAACCAAGUGGCCCGAAUGCAUUGCUAUCUGGACCUUGUGUAUCAGCAAUGGAGUCAAAGCAGGAAGCCCACCCCCAUCCCCAUCCCACCCGUGGUUGUCGGGCAGACCCACAAGUCCCUCACCAUCCACUGGCUGCCUCCAAUCAGUGGAGUUGUGUAUGACAGGGUCCCGGGCAGUGUGUGUGGAGCCUGCACUGAAGAUGGGACAUUCCGUCAGUAUGUGCACACAGCUUCCUCCCGGCGGGUGUGUGACUCCUCAGGUUACUGGACCCCAGAAGAGGCUGUGGGGCCUCCUGACGUGGAUCGGCCCUGCGAGCCCAGCUUGCAGGCCUGGAGUCCCGAGCUGCACCUGCACCACAUGAACAUGACGGUCCCCUGCCCCGCGGAAGGCUGUAGCCUGGAGCUGCUCUUCCGCCACCCGGUCCUGGCCGACACCCUCACCCUAUGGAUCACGUACCUCGCCAUGGACUCCCCCAGGGCUCUCUUUGACACGGAGAUCUUGCUGGAACACCAGGAGUCUGUGCACCUGGGCCCCUUAGACACUUUCUGUGACACCCCACUCACUGUCAAACUGCACGUGGAUGGGAAGGUCACGGGGGUGAAAGUCUACACCUUCGACGAGCGGAUGGAGAUCGACGCGGCGCUGCUGACGUCCCAGCCCCACAGUCCCUUGUGCUCUGGCUGCAGGCCCGUGAGGUACCGGGUGCUCCGCGAGCCCCCGUUCUCCAGUGGCUUGCCCGCGGUGGUGACACACCCGCACCGGAAGUUCACGGACGUGGAGGUCACACCUGGGCAGAUGUAUCGGUACCAAGUUCAAGCUGAAGCUGGAGCAGAACUGGGUGAAGCUUCACCUCCUCUGAACCACGUCCACGGAGCUCCCUACUGUGGAGAUGGGAAGGUGGCAGGGAGCCUGGGAGAAGAGUGUGAUGAUGGAGACCUUUUGAGUGGAGAUGGCUGCUCAAGAGCGUGUGAACUAGAGGAAGGGUUCAACUGUGUGGGGGAGCCAAGCCUUUGCUACAUGUUCGAGGGAGAUGGGAUAUGUGAGCCUUUUGAGAAGGAAACCAGCACCAUAGACUGUGGUCUCUAUACUCCCAAAGGAUACUUGGAUCUGUGGGCUACCCAAGCUUACUCCUCCCAUGAAGACAAGAAGAUGUGUCCUGUUUCCUUGGUAACUGGAGAACCUCAUUCCAUGAUUUGCACAUCAGACCAUCCAGAUUUACCCAAGCCACGUCCCCUGACUGGCUGGUUUCCCUGUGUCAUCAGUGGAAAUAAACCUCAGGAUGAAGGGAGUGAGCAGCGAGAAGGUAGCCUGGAGAAAGAGAAGGAGGUUUGGCUCGAAGUGUGUUUCAAUAGACCAGGAGUGGCUGCAGCAAUUUUCGUUUUCUUGACUUCUGAUGGUCUGGACCCUGGGGAGCAUCAGCAGUCAACGGUGACCCUUUACCUAACUGAUGUCAGUGGAAGCAACCACUCUCUUGGAACCUAUGAACUGUCAUGCCAGCAUAACCCACUGGUUGUCAAUGUGACCCAUCACCCACAUGUCCUCUUUCACCAUACCACCUCAGUGCUGCUGAAUUUCUCAUCUCCAUUGGUGGGCAUCUCAGCCGUGGCUCUAAGGAUAUCCUCCCACAUCAGUCCUUCAGCUUCCAAUAACUGCAUCCCAGAGCACAAGGGGCAAAGUCAUCAGAGACAGAGCUGUGUCCACCGGCCCUGUGGGGAGCAGGACAGCUGUGCACCAUUGCUGCUCGAUCACGCCAAUGUGGCAAACUGUACCUCCAGUGGCCCAGGUCACAUGAAGUGUGCUAUCACCUGUCAAAGGGGGUUUGCGCUACAGACCAGCAGUGGACAGUACCUCAGGCCCAUGCAGAAGGAAAUUCUUCUCACGUGUUCCUCUGGGCACUGGGACCGGGACGUGAGCUGCAUGCCCAUUGACUGUGGCGUUCCCGAUCCGUCUUUGGUGAACUAUGCAACCUUCUCCUGCUCAGAGGGAACUGACUUUCUGAAACGCUGCUCAAUCUCUUGUGUCCCACCAGCCAAGCUGCAAGGACUGAGCCCGUGGCUGACCUGUCUUGAAGAUGGGCUCUGGUCUCUCCCCGAAGUCUACUGCAAGCUGGAGUGUGAUGUGCCCCCUGUUAUUCCCAAUGCCAACUUGCUCCUGCCUCACUGCCUCCAGGGCAACCACGAUGUGGGCACCAUCUGCAGAUAUGAAUGCAAACCCGGCUACUACGUGGAAAGUGCUGGAAGUAAAGUCAGGAACAAGUUCCUGAAGGUACAGUGCCUGGAAGGUGGAAUCUGGGAACAAGGCAGCUGCAUCCCUGUGGAGUGUGAGCCCCCUUCUCCUGUUUUUGAAGGCAUGUAUGAAUGUACCAAUGGCUUCAAGCUGGACAGCCAGUGUGUGCUCAACUGUAACCAGGAAAGUAGAAAGCUUCCCACCCUCUGCACUCAAGAAGGGCUGUGGACCCAGGAGUUCAAGUUGUGUGAGAACGUGCAAGGGGAAUGCCCACCACCCCCGUCGGAGCUGAAUUUUGUAGAGUUCAAGUGUGAACAGGGAUACGGGAUUGGUGCGGUGUGUUUCCCAUCGUGUGUAAUUCCCCCUAGUGAUCCUGUGAUGCUGCCAGAAAACAUCACUGUGGACACUCUGGAACACUGGAUGGAACCUGUCAAAAUCCAGAGCAUCGUGUGCACUGGCAGGCGUCAAUGGCACCCAGACCCCGUCCUGAUCCACUGCAUCCAGUCGUGUGAG
Galeopterus variegatus (Sunda flying lemur) is the source of this 3276-nucleotide messenger RNA. Its product is annotated as pappalysin-2-like. The transcript has 19 exons. The annotation marks the transcript as partial. Gene Ontology annotation, molecular function: metallopeptidase activity. The record is from RefSeq and is a predicted model, not a curated record. Lineage: Eukaryota; Metazoa; Chordata; Mammalia; Dermoptera; Cynocephalidae.